This is a messenger RNA of Mercenaria mercenaria, 1108 nucleotides long. RefSeq lists its product as uncharacterized. Gene Ontology annotation, biological process: immune response. Gene Ontology annotation, cellular component: membrane. The transcript is spliced from 5 exons. The coding region runs from base 133 to 891 and encodes 252 amino acids. NCBI's taxonomy places the organism in Eukaryota, Metazoa, Mollusca, Bivalvia, Venerida, Veneridae. Gene Ontology annotation, molecular function: tumor necrosis factor receptor binding. The record is from RefSeq and is a predicted model, not a curated record.
AAAAUAUUUUCCCACGCUAUAAAUCUCGCACGAUUGCGUGAGAAUGUGUAUGUAGUCAAGGAAGUUAAAACAAUCGUACAUUGGUGAUAAUAACCGGGAUUUGGAACUAUCUUAUUUAAACAUCAGUAUCGUAUGGCUAGAAAAGAGUUAUUGACAGGAUUAAUCUGCUCUACGCUUUUCUUGGUGUCUAUUCUUCUCUCCCUGGCUGUGUACUGGCGUGAACUUAGAACAGCCCCAGUUGAACCGAAGUUUUGUUAUUUUGAUGAGGGUCUCAGCUCUGACAAUAGAAAUAUUGAUUCAAACAAACAGUAUUGUUGCAAAGCUAGCGAUGUAUUACUAAGAAUGGUUGAAAAGAAGACAGCUGAAAAAUACAAUAACAACGCAAACCCAGAAUAUCCUUCAUUCAAUCCUGCAACCUUUAACAGCAAGAUUUCAAAAGGAGAAAAAACCACAAUGCAGCUUAAACAUAUUGGUUCUCAUGCGAAGCCAGUGCCAGGUCAGCCAACAAAAAUAUUUUGGAAUGAAGUUAUGAAUUCACCGGGCGAACUAAGACAUCUUAAAAAAGAAGGGGCUAUUUACAUACAAAAAUCUGGUCGAUACUACAUAUCCACACAACUGACUACAAGAAGGGAAAACACAACUACCCAUAAUGAUGACCAGACAGUGAAACAUCUUGUAUAUCUAAUCUCAGCUGAUAAAGGUACGGAACACAUUCUACUAGAAAAUGCAAUAUCAGCAUGCGAAUUGACUGUCCAGCAAUCAGAGCAGUCAAGCAACAUAGGUGCAGUCUUUGAACUUAAAGAGAAGAAUCGAAUCUACGUUGCAACGUCACAUCCGUAUCACAUCGUCUCUGGCCCAGGAAGAGAUCAUUUUAGCAUUCAUAAGCUGUAAAAUAUAUGCUGUGUCUAAGCUGCACGGACAUUCAUGGGCAAUAUUACGCAUGCUGGAAUAACAUUUUGAGUUUCGUUUUACAAAUUGUUAUUUUUUCUCUCAAGCAUAUCCGUGAUUAAUUCAUACACUUAUACAACCGUUAAUAUUUCUGUUGAGUGUUUACAUGCCAUAAACUGCAGUCUAUUUUAUAUUUUUAUAAUGUACAAUCUAUAAGUCA